Triplophysa rosa is the source of this 3332-nucleotide messenger RNA. RefSeq names its product myelin regulatory factor-like protein. The transcript has 26 exons. Gene Ontology annotation, biological process: protein autoprocessing; positive regulation of DNA-templated transcription. Gene Ontology annotation, molecular function: DNA-binding transcription factor activity; sequence-specific DNA binding. The coding region runs from base 285 to 2846 and encodes 853 amino acids. Gene Ontology annotation, cellular component: endoplasmic reticulum membrane; nucleus. The record is from RefSeq and is a predicted model, not a curated record. Lineage: Eukaryota; Metazoa; Chordata; Actinopteri; Cypriniformes; Nemacheilidae.
GACACACGAUGACAUUACACACACAGGCGCAGUGUGGGUGGAUCAUCUCUCCAGGGUCAUUGAUCAAAGUUCACAUCACUCCUGACGUCUCGGCGACGGCCAUUUUCAUUCAAGCAGACUCUAGCUCUCUUUCUGUGUAGAUAUGUGUGCGUUGUAUGUGUAUUGUUGCCAGUUUUAGGGCUCCUCACUGAAGAUCUUGUGGGAUUUCUCCAGAUGAACUCCAGCCGAGUGCGCAGAGGCCGCAGUUGUGUGACACAUGAAUGUUGAUGAGAUUUCAGCAGUGAAUGAGUCUGAGGAGACCUGCUGACGACUCCAUGGAUGUUCUGGGAGAAAGAGAAGCUCUGCAGCAGUUCUUUAAUGGUGAGGAUGCGAGCGGUGUGUUGGACACCAGUUUUCUGGAGGAGUACCUGAGCAAUGAAAGCGACUCCACGUUCAUGUUACCUGAAUCCCCGCCGGACUCGUGCUCGGAGCGCAGUUCUCCUCCUCAGAUACCAGGUUCAGGAUGGACGAGAGCCGCGUCGCUUCACGUGGGCCGUGAUUCGCUUUCUCGGUACGUGAACACGUCUGAGUCGUGCCAUGAUUCACCCGCUCUCUACGCUCUUCAGCAUCAUCCCUGCACACAGAUGAGAUCGGCUCCUGUGUACACAAGCGUCAAACAACACCAACGGCCCGGAGAUACAUCACAUGAAAAUAAGAAGAGAAGACGCUCAGAUCCUCUGGAGGGGAACACAGAGCCGUGCAGGAGGAGCGACUCGCUUUGGACCCCACCCACAUUCUGUGGAGAUCGAGCGUGCGAAGCAUUCUCUUCUGACAGCGAUGGCGCUGGACAUCACGUGCUGUCGUGGGACAGAUAUCAGCCAAGCCGAUGGUCACGUCUCUACAAUGGCAGGCUUGAGGCUCUAUCUCCUCCAGGUUAUCAUGUGGAUGCUGAUAAAGGCUUCGGUUACUCCACAGCCGAUGAAGCUUUCGUCUGUCAGAAGAAGAAUCAUUUCCAGGUCACCGUUCACAUCGGGAUGCUCGGAGAUCCCGCGUACGUGGAGACCCCGGCCGGACCCGUGCCCGUAGAGAGCUUCCACGUGAAGGUGUUCGGGGUCAAGAUGGAAGCACACAGUCACUUCAUCACUAUCGAGCAGUCUCAGUCAGACCGCAGUAAGAAACCUUUCCUGCCGGUCAAAGUCCAGCUGCCCCGAGAUAAAAUCACAAAGGUAACGUUGAGCCGACUUCACUUCAGCGAGACCACAGCCAAUAACAUGAGGAAAAAAGGCAAACCCAACCCUGACCAGAGAUAUUUCAUGAUGGUUGUUGGUCUGUACGCCACUGUGAGUGAAGAGAAAAGUUUUCUGCUGGUCGCUAAUGUAUCAGAAAGACUCAUCGUCAGGGCGUCCAAUCCUGGACAGUUUGAGAACGACACUGAUGUUCUUUGGCAAAGAGGUCAAGCUCCAGAGACGGUGGUGUGUCACGGCAGGAUUGGCAUCAACACGGACAAUCCCGAUGAAUCUUUGGUGGUCUGUGGGAACGCCAAGAUAAUGGGCAACGUAAUGCACCCGUCAGACCGGAGAGCCAAAGAAAACAUUCAGGAGGUGGACUCGAUGGAGCAGUUGAGGAGAAUAGCACAGAUGAGGAUCGUCGAGUAUGACUACAAACCAGAAUUCGCCUCCAGGAUGGGAAUCGAUCAGGUCCAUGAAACCGGAAUCAUCGCACAGGAAGUGAAGGAGCUGCUGCCGUCUGCGGUCAGAGAGAUGGGUGACGUCACGUGUGUCAACGGAGAAACCAUCCCUCACUUCCUCAUGGUGGAUAAAGAGCAGAUCUUCAUGGAGAACGUGGGAGCUGUGAAGCAGUUGUGUAAGCUCACCGAUAACCUGGAGACUCGCAUUCAAGAGCUGGAGGUGUGGAACAGUCGUCUGGCCAAACUGAAGAGGCUCGGCAGCCUGCGCUCCAGUAACUCGUCUAACACCAAAGCUUAUGAAGCAGGAAAGAGCCACGCGACACGUCCUGCGCAGAAGACCUCAUCGUCUACAAGCGACUGCUGUGAGAGAUAUCAGUGGUGUCUUCAGCAUCGAGUGUUUCAGGCCAGUAUCAUCAUGCUGGUGACCACCAUGGCUCUGUGUGUCAUCUCUAUAACGGCUCUCUACAUGCUGACGUUAGACGAGGACGUGGACUUCAACAGCAGUCUGAACAGCAGUGACGUCGUGCCGCCGUUCACCACCACAGAAACACAACUCACAACAGCAUCGGCCACGUCUCCUCCCGCUCCCUGGCCUCCUGACAUCGACUUCUCCAAUGUCUUCUACUCAGAUGAGAUCUACUGCUGCCCUUCCAAUCUAACAUCAUCCACAGCCACCGAUCCCAGAAGAGCUGAGAAAGAGGAGUGGACGGCGAAACUGCCGGAGAUACUGAAAAACUCCACAGACUGGAAAAACACAACCAUCCGGUCCAUCAUCAUCACACAGAAUCUACAGAUGAUCGAUCAGCAGUACUGUGACACACACGACGACUGUGGGAAGGGAAAGUACAGUUACGUCAUCCCCCUCAGUAAACACAUCCCACCCAACAUGCCCAUCACCCUCCAGAUCACCACAGAUGAGCUGUUGGUGAUGUAUUUGUGUUCAUAUGAUGAGAGAGACCAGUGUUAUUCUGUACUGGAGCACAGCGGCCUGAAGUCAAACACGGCUCUCAACACACAGGGUUACAUUCAUAAAUGGACUCUGGCCGCAGCCAAUCAUUACCGCUCUUCUUAUCACUUCCGGGUCGCUGUCGCUGGUUUGGCCAACUGUAGCACCGACCCAAACUACGCCGAGUUCUUAUUCACCGACUAUCAGCUGCACUUCUUCCGCCGCUGUGACUGAUCACACACAGAAUUGAGUGACAUUUGAAAAUGUGUUUGCAUUUAUUCAUAUAGUUUCUUGUAAUCUAAAACAAAAUCUGCUGUCAAAUCUGAAUCACACACACAUGAGAGAGAUGAGUGAGGUUUGUACCGUUCCAGCAAUGCUUCAACAGCAUAAAUCAUGUAUUCCUCAGUCAAUAUCCCUUUCUGUUUGUUUUGUAUUUCUGGAUGCACAUGAGUUUCAGUUUGGAAGCUAUUAUGAUGGUUUUAGAAGUGAGCUGAUAUUUACAUGACAAUACUCAUGACACGUGCUUGAAAUCAAUAUUAAAUGCUAACAAUGAAGACGUCACAUGGAUGAUGUCGAGAUUCUAGAACUCACACUGAGAGGAUUUUAAAGAUUUAGUUUGUCUAGACUGUUGUGCAAACAGUUUGUGUAUAAAACUCAUAUUGUUACGAUGACUUAUUCAGCCAAGCAAAUAAAGUUUCUUACUGUAUGUGGACAAUGAGC